CAGUAACUGCUGGGAUGGCGACGGGGCGGCUGGGGAGGACCGGACUCCGUGCCCUGCCCUAUCUGGGCGUGGUGGGUGAGACUCCAACACUGAGCUGAUUUUCCGCAGCAGGUUUCUCGCGGUUUCCCGACACUUGGGCUGCGCCGAACCGGAGGCAAAAGGCCGAAGAGCAGAGCGGGAGCCGCCGCCGGCCGCCGCCACCUGCGGGGGGACCGGGGGCGGGGAGCGCGGCCAGCGUCGGCGGGACCGGACCCGAGGGACCUCACCAUGACACUCCAGUCACCUGUAUUCUUGAUCUGCUAGUGGCUUCCGUUUGUCACUCCGCAUAAGAAGAACAGCUUUCAAAAAAAAGAAAAAAAGAAAAAAAAAAAAAGAACAGCUUUCCGGAGGUGAUCCACAGCAGGGUGAGAGGCCACUAACACCAUGUUCUGCACGAAGCUGAAGGAUCUCAAGAUCACAGGGGAGUGCCCUUUGUCCUUACUGGCACCUGGGCAGGUUCCCAAAGAGCCAGGAGAAGAGGUAGCGGGAACCUCAGAAAGUGGCAAAGCAACUCUGCCCAUCUGUCAGGAUGUCCCUGAGAAGAAUGUACAAAGAAGUCUUCCUCAAAGAAAGACCAGUAGGAGCCGAGUCUAUCUUCACACUUUAGCAGAGAGUAUUUGCAAACUGAUUUUUCCUGAGUUGGAGCGGCUGAACCUUGCACUUCAGAGAACAUUGGCAAAACACAAAAUAAAAGAAAGCAGGAAAUCUUUGGAAAGAGAAGACUUGGAAAAAAUAAUUACAGACCAAGCAAUUGCAGCAGGAGUUCCAGUGGAAAUCGUCAAAGAAUCUCUCGGUGAAGAACUUUUUAAAAUAUGUUAUGAGGAAGAUGAACACAUCUUGGGUGUGGUUGGAGGAACCCUCAAAGAUUUUUUAAAUAGCUUCAGCACCCUUUUGAAACAGAGCAGCCACUGCCAAGAAGCAGAAAAGAGAGGCCGGUUUGAAGAUGCUUCCAUUCUGUGCCUGGAUAAAGAUCAUGAUUUCUUAAAUGUUUACUAUUUUUUCCCUAAGAGAAUCACGUCCCUGAUUCUUCCCGGCAUCAUUAAGGCAGCUGCUCACAUGUUGUACGAAACCGAAGUGGAAGUGUCACUACUGCCCCCCUGCUUCCGAAAUGAUUGCAGCGAGUUCGUCAAUCAACCCUAUUUGUUGUACUCCCUUCAUGUCAAAAGCACCAAACCAUCCCUGUCCCCAGGCAAACCCCAGUCCUCGCUGGUGAUUCCGGCUUCCCUCUUCUGUAAGACUUUUCCUUUUCAUUUCAUGUUUGACAAAGACAUGACGAUUCUGCAGUUUGGCAAUGGCAUUCGAAGGCUGAUGAACAGGAGAGACUUUCAAGGAAAGCCUCAUUUUGAAGAGUACUUUGAAGUUCUGACUCCGAAGAUCAACCAAACGUUUAGUGGAAUCAUGACUAUGCUGAACAUGCAGUUUGUUGUCCGAGUGAGGAGAUGGGACAACUCUGUGAAGAAAUCUUCCAGGGUCAUGGACCUCAAAGGCCAAAUGAUCUACAUUGUUGAAUCCAGCGCAAUCUUGUUCUUGGGGUCACCCUGCGUGGACAGAUUAGAAGAUUUUACGGGACGAGGGCUCUACCUCUCAGAUAUCCCGAUUCACAAUGCACUGAGGGAUGUAGUCUUGAUAGGGGAACAGGCCAGAGCGCAAGAUGGCCUGAAGAAGAGGCUGGGCAAGCUGAAGGCCACCCUUGAGCAAGCCCACCAAGCCCUGGAAGAGGAGAAGAAGAAGACGGUGGAUCUCCUGUGCUCCAUAUUUCCCUCCGAGGUUGCCCAGCAGCUGUGGCAAGGGCAGGUUGUGCAAGCCAAGAAGUUCAGUAAUGUCACCAUGCUUUUCUCAGAUAUCGUGGGGUUCACUGCCAUCUGCUCGCAGUGCUCGCCGCUGCAGGUCAUCACCAUGCUCAAUGCACUCUACACUCGCUUUGACCAGCAGUGUGGGGAGCUGGAUGUCUACAAGGUGGAGACCAUUGGUGAUGCAUAUUGUGUGGCUGGGGGAUUGCACAAAGAAAGUGACACCCAUGCCGUCCAGAUAGCACUGAUGGCCCUCAAGAUGAUGGAGCUCUCUGAUGAAGUCAUGUCUCCCCAUGGAGAACCUAUCAAGAUGAGGAUUGGACUGCAUUCCGGGUCCGUGUUUGCUGGAGUCGUUGGCGUUAAAAUGCCUCGCUACUGUCUUUUUGGAAACAAUGUCACCUUGGCCAACAAAUUCGAGUCCUGCAGCGUACCACGGAAGAUUAACGUCAGCCCAACGACGUACAGAUUACUCAAAGACUGCCCUGGCUUUGUGUUUACCCCUCGUUCAAGGGAGGAACUUCCACCAAACUUCCCCAGUGAAAUUCCUGGAAUCUGUCAUUUUCUGGAAGCUUAUGAACCAGCAACAAAUUCAAAACCAUGGUUCCAGAAGAAAGAUGUUGAAGAUGGCAAUGCCAAUUUUUUAGGCAAAGCCUCAGGAAUAGAUUAACAAAAUAUGUAUCUGAUUAUUAGUCUUUGGGUUUUGACUCCUAUGAGCAUGUGUGGAAUCUCUGAAAGCACUUUAAGAUUGAAAUGACUAAGAAUAGUAUUAAAAUUUCAGGAACUAAGUCACGAUCUACUUUUCUUCCACUUAACAUGACAAAAAUGUAUUCACUUCAAGUCUUCAGAGGAAAAAAGAAGGAAAGAAAAGUCAAAUUAGGGGGAUAUUUCUCUUACUGUAACUAUCACUUAUUACCUGUACUCGAAAUUCAACACAUUGUACAUAUAUCAGGUAAUUGUAGUGACCUGAUCUGUGCAACCUGAUGGAGUAACCUGCAGUCUUGUGUCCUGGUGGAAUGCCAUGGUUGUCAAAGUGUAUUUGUGAUUGUGUUGCCUUAGAAAAACCUUUCCAAAUAGAAAUGAUAGUCUUUGAUACCAUAAGCUCUUUGCACCUUUCAGCUCUGCAUUUUAUUACAUUUCUUCAUUUAACUGGUGGCAUAUGUAAUGAAAUAGGUUGAGUAUUUUUUUUCUGUUGCACUUUUCCUUUUUUUUUAAGAAAAUGAGCAAUUAUGGGUUAGAUGCAAUAUGAAUAUAAAAUAGUUCUUCUAUAAAUAUCAAGAUUGUUUUAUAAAAAUAUCUGCCAUAACAUGACGUGUCAUAUCAAUAAAUGCUGUCUUUUGUUUGA
Molecule: messenger RNA, 3171 nt
Organism: Nyctereutes procyonoides (raccoon dog)
Lineage: Eukaryota; Metazoa; Chordata; Mammalia; Carnivora; Canidae
Gene: GUCY1A1
Product: guanylate cyclase 1 soluble subunit alpha 1
Exons: 9
Coding region: 424-2496 (690 amino acids)
Biological process (GO): cGMP biosynthetic process; response to oxygen levels
Cellular component (GO): guanylate cyclase complex, soluble
Molecular function (GO): guanylate cyclase activity; heme binding
Source: RefSeq, a predicted model, not a curated record